This is a messenger RNA of Micromonas commoda, 1401 nucleotides long. RefSeq lists its product with no specific name. The transcript has a single exon. Gene Ontology annotation, cellular component: cytosol. The coding region runs from base 1 to 1401 and encodes 466 amino acids. NCBI's taxonomy places the organism in Eukaryota, Viridiplantae, Chlorophyta, Mamiellophyceae, Mamiellales, Mamiellaceae. The record is from RefSeq and is a predicted model, not a curated record. Gene Ontology annotation, biological process: xylulose metabolic process. Gene Ontology annotation, molecular function: D-xylulokinase activity.
AUGACCGCCGUCAACGCCGCCGCCGUCGUCUCGUCGUCCUCCUCCGCCGCCGCGGAUGACGCGCUCUUCCUCGGCCUCGACUUUGGCACCUCCGGCGCGCGCGCCACCGUCGUGGACAACGCCGGCGACGUCGUGACGGAGACGACCGCCAGGUACCCUCCCAUCGUCGACGGCGGCAAGGGGGGCGACGGGGUGCCGGAAGGGGGAUGGGCGGAGGCGUGGCGCGGCGCGCUCUGGUCCCUCCUCGAUCAACUCGACGCCGGCGUCCGCGCGCGCGUCGCCGCGGUGGCGGUGGACGGCACCUCCGGCACCGUCCUCAUCGUCGACCGAAAAUCCGGCGAGCCGGUCUAUCCGCCCAUGCUCUACAACGAGAAGCGCGGGGACGCCAUGGAUUUCGUGUGCGCCGUCGCGCCCGAGGGACACACCGUACGGAGCCCCACGAGCGCGCUGUGCAAGCUGCACAGCUGGUGGGUUUCCAACGGCGAGCGCGGGGAGGGCGAGUACGCACUCUUGCACCACGCCGAUUGGGUCGCUUCUUUACUCCACGGCGUGCCUCACGGCGAGACGGACCAAAACAACGCCCUCAAGCUCGGGUUCGACCCGGGCUUGGGCCCGAACGGUGAUUACCCGGCGUGGAUGAAGUCUCUGCCGUACGCGCCCAUGCUCCCGGGAAACGUGCGAGCGCCGGGCACGAAAGUUGCGGACGUGAAAACGGAAAGGGCGAGGUCGGUUUUGACAAAUCCGAGUGGGUGCGUCGUCGUGGCUGGCACCACGGAUUCCAUCGCCGCUUUCGUCGCCGCGAGGUGCACCACCCCGGGGGACGCGGUGACCAGCCUCGGGAGCUCGCUCGCGCUGAAGCUCGUGAGCACGGUACGGGUGGACGACAGCGCCAAGGGGGUGUACUCGCACAGGCUUUGCGGGUCGUGGCUGGUGGGCGGGAGCAGCAACCUCGGCGGGUGGCUGCUCCGGUCGAACUUUUCCGACGACGAGCUCGUGGCGUUGACGGACAAGAUCGACCUCGAGGACGUUGGGAAGGAGAGUUCGGUGCCGGACUACUACCCCGGGGUGCUCAUGGGUUUUGGGAUGACGGUGAAGGAGGCGACGGACGCGCUGUCGCCGAGACCCGACGCGGAUGAGGACUUUUUGCGCGCCAUCCUCGGCUCCGUCGCCGGCGUGGAGGCGCGAUCGUAUCGCGAGAUGGCGUCGAUGGGCGCGUCGAACGUGGCGCGGGUGUUCACCGCGGGCGGGGGCGCGAAGAACCCAAAGUGGAGCACGAUUCGGUCGAGGGCCAUGGGCGGGAUACCGGUGGCGGCGUCGGAAUUCGCGGAGGCGAGUUACGGGUCGGCGCUGCUCGCGAGGAUGGGUCACUACGAACUCCCAACCUACGUCCCCGAGGAGUGA